GAUGAUCUGCACGAAACCCACAACUCUGUGUCAGCCACAGAUGGGCUCUCUGCAACUUCAUUUAUAGAAUACCCAAAGCACAAGCCAUUUAUUAAUUCAGAUCUGCUGCGUUCCCCACGGAAACCAGUAAUUCCGUAUCCUGAAAGCAACAGCAGAGCAAUAUUUUCUGCCCUGAAGAAUCUCCAGGAAAAAAUCCAUCGGCUGGAGUUGGAACGGCUUCAGGCAGAGGAGAAUGUAAAACACCUCAGCAGGGAAACAGCAGACUACAAGAAAGUCCUCAGUGAACAAAUGCAACACAAAGAGCAUGACAGGACUGAAGUGACAAAGAAAAACCAAGAACUGGCUUCUCAGCUGGCAGCUGCUGAGUCUCGGUGCAGCCUUCUAGAGAAACAGCUAGUCUACAUGAGGAAGAUGAUCCAGCAUGCAGAAAAUGAGAAGUCACAUCUCUUGGAGAAACAGGGUUCGUUGGAGAGAGAUCGGCUUCUUGAUCAAUCACACGUUCAGUCUAAGUUGGAAAAGCUGGAUAUGCUGGAAAAAGAGUACAGCAGACUUACUAAGAUGCAGUCCAUAGCAGAGAAAAAAAUGAAAGAGCUGGAACAGAAGCUUCAGGAGGAAGAACACGCGAGGAAGCUUGUUCAGGAAAAAGCAGCUGAGCUUCAGACAGGCCUGGAAACCAACAGACGACUGAUUCAAGCAGCAUCACCAUUACUUUCUCCAAAAGCAAGAAAACCCAGGAAGAAAACUAAGCAGCCAGAGAAGAAAUGCUCUCUUGCAAGCCACCUCACUGCACAGCCCCAUUACAGACUGCGUCUGGGUGAUGUGCCCUUUGUAGCUGGGAAGUCUACCAGCCCCAGUCAUUCUGUUGGUGCCAACGUGCAACAUGUCCUGCACCUGAUGAAGCAACACACGAAAGCUCUGUGUAACAGUCGGGUGGUAAAUGAUACUCCACUAGCAAAACCCAUCGGUACUGGUCAUCCUGCCAGCAAAAGCAGGAAGUCAUCUCUGCCAAAGGACUCUUCUUCAUCCCAGGAAGAGCUCUCAGAAGUGUUGCUGACUUUACAAGAUGAAUUUGGACAGAUGAGUUUUGAUCACCAGCAGCUGUCAAAGCUUGUCCAGGAAGCCCCAACCACUGCAGUGAGGGAAGAACUGGAGAGGGAACUUGAGGCACUGGUGGGAAAGAUGGAAGCAAAGGCAGACCAGAUCAGCAAAGUCCGGAGGCAUCGGUUGCAGCUUGAGAGACUUAAGAGAGAAUGCAAGUCCAGAAAGACUUCUGCUAAACAAGGAAAAGACAGGUUCCCUGUUAGUGAGGUUAAAGUAACAACUACAGUAACCACAAAAGGCAAGAAUGCUGGUCCCAUCAAAGUGAAACCUGGAGAGAAGAGUCGGAAGAACCUUCAGUUGCUGAGAGACAUGCAGACCAUACAGACUUCACUACAGAAAGAUGAUAUCAGCUGGGACUACUGA
Messenger RNA from Nestor notabilis (Kea), 1464 nucleotides. RefSeq names its product centrosomal protein 57kDa (gene CEP57). The transcript is spliced from 10 exons. The record is from RefSeq and is a predicted model, not a curated record. Lineage: Eukaryota; Metazoa; Chordata; Aves; Psittaciformes; Psittacidae. Gene Ontology annotation, molecular function: gamma-tubulin binding; identical protein binding; microtubule binding. Gene Ontology annotation, cellular component: centrosome. The annotation marks the transcript as partial.